AUGGCUAGUAUUAUUCUAGCUACUAUCUUAAUGAGUGCAAUCUCAAGCACAAGCGCUUACGAUUUCUAUGUUGGCGGAAAGGACGGUUGGGUUCAAAACCCUAGAGAGGGUUACAAUGAUUGGGCAUCAAGAAUGAGAUUUCAAGUCAAUGACAGACUAGUGUUCAAGUACAAAAAAGAAGAGGACUCGGUUUUGGUUGUGAAGGAUCAAGAGGACUACGACUCGUGCAACGUGAAAAAACCUACACAAAAACUCGAAGGAGGCGAUUCGAUUUUUCAGUUUGGACGAUCAGGGCCGUUCUUUUUCAUCAGCGGGGUGCCAGAUAAAUGCAGUGAAGGAGAGAAGAUGAUCGUCGUGGUUAUGGCUACGAGGAACAAGAAUACUCCUCCAGUAUCUCCUUCGCCUUCUCCUUCUCCUCUCUCUUCACCAACU
Messenger RNA from Asparagus officinalis (garden asparagus), 432 nucleotides. RefSeq names its product early nodulin-like protein 1. NCBI's taxonomy places the organism in Eukaryota, Viridiplantae, Streptophyta, Magnoliopsida, Asparagales, Asparagaceae. The transcript is spliced from 2 exons. Gene Ontology annotation, cellular component: plasma membrane. The annotation marks the transcript as partial. The record is from RefSeq and is a predicted model, not a curated record. Gene Ontology annotation, molecular function: electron transfer activity.